UAUGCCCCAAACACCUCCAAAUACAUCAAUUGUUAACAAUAAUGGGAAAUGUUAAUAACGAAGCUGUACCACUAGCGUGGGCCUUAAUGACGCGGAAGUCGCAAGAAGCAUAUGUAGCGGUUCUUGAAUAUUUCAAGGAUCAUUUAACACCGAAUAUUGUACCAACAGUGGUUUGCCAAGAUUACGAGAUCGGCUUGAGAAACGCAAUAUUGUACGUUUAUCCUAACGUCCAAGUCAUUCACUGUUGGUUUCAUUACACUCAGGCUCUAUUUAGGCGAAUCAGGAGCAAACUCGGACCUAGAGACUUGCAAAAACUACGGAACUGGAGACUAGCCAAAGUUUUCUACAGAAAAAUGUGUGCAAUCGCACUUCUGCCUGCUGCAGAUAUUCCUGCGGCUUUUCGAUGGCUAGUGGAUAAUACCGCUCCGGACAUUCAGGCUUUCUUCGCUGAUUUGAUUCAGUAUUUCCAGGAUACCUGGUUGGGGAGAUUCACACCUGAAAAAUUGUCCGUUUACCUAUGCAGGGAACGGACGAAUAAUAAAAUCGAAUCUUAUCAUCGCGUUUUGCACCGACGAUUCGGCCAGCAUCCCCGUAUCUGGCAGUUUGCCGCGAAAUUGAAAAAUCUACAAACCAUCACCCGUACGGAAGUUGAUGCCCUCGACAGAAGUAUUCCAGUACGACGUCCAACGUCUCAGGAAAAUUUGAGUCGACAAAUAACAAUUGAUUGUCUGUGGGAACUGUACGAGAAUGGUUCUUGGGAUCUGGCUCGCUUCUUUGGAUGUGCAAAUCAUCUAUCUGCUAUCUUUCAGAAUGUGUUUGUCAUUACUACAGCCCACGAGGUGCACAUGUUUGUCAGAGCAGCAGGUCAUAAUGUGGAUACUCCACCACCCCGCAAGGCAAUGGGGGCUAUGAAUGCGAUACUGCCUAAUGGACUCUACAGAAUCCCAAUUCUUCAAAUUGACAGACAAGAACAGAACAUCUCAAUCCUUAUUUGUGAGUAUAAUCCAUAAUUUCAUCUCAUAAAAAUUUAUGCCUGUUAAUUCUAGAUAAUUAUUUCCCGAAAAAAUCGAUUUGGUAAAUGAUAAAUGCCAUUAACCCAUAAUGCACAUAAAUGCGUACAAUUAUUUUUUAAUCACAUAUGUUUUUGCAGUGGAAGACUUAAAUCAUUCUCUAUGUCCUGGAUGUAAUGUGU
This is a messenger RNA of Fopius arisanus, 1192 nucleotides long. RefSeq lists its product as uncharacterized. Bases 42 to 1010 code for a protein of 322 amino acids. The transcript has 5 exons. The record is from RefSeq and is a predicted model, not a curated record. NCBI's taxonomy places the organism in Eukaryota, Metazoa, Arthropoda, Insecta, Hymenoptera, Braconidae.